Andrographis paniculata is the source of this 1501-nucleotide messenger RNA. Its product is annotated as BAG family molecular chaperone regulator 7-like. NCBI's taxonomy places the organism in Eukaryota, Viridiplantae, Streptophyta, Magnoliopsida, Lamiales, Acanthaceae. The record is from RefSeq and is a predicted model, not a curated record. Bases 93 to 1355 code for a protein of 420 amino acids. Gene Ontology annotation, cellular component: plasmodesma. Gene Ontology annotation, biological process: protein folding. The transcript is spliced from 3 exons.
CUUCUCUCCCAAAGUGCCCUUUAUAACGCAUGUAUGCUGAAGCUCUGCAACUCCGGUAAAGCAAGCUUCGCCGUCGAAUCUGAACUGAAACAAUGAGCAGAUUCAGGAGAUUCGACAUUGUUGAGCGCUCUCUUAAUGGAGUCUCCAUUUUCACUCCCCCGAGAUCUCUUCUGCUAAGGCGUCCGUUUCCAUCGUUCCCGGUCGUCGAAGAAGAAGAUGAGCUUGUCGACCUCUUAGAUUUCUGCCAUCCUUCACCUGUCUUGUUUGACGAAUUUGAUGCUAUAGCUGAUGUGCUUCAGAUCCAGGAAACUCCGGUCAAAAUCACCACUCUCAGGGUAAACGACGGAGUCGGAAUCGGUGAGCUGUGGUUGGAGAAGCUGUCCGACCGUGUGUCGGAUUUGGAGUUAGGAUUGGAGAAUCUUCUGAGGGAGGAGAAAGCGAGGAAGAAGAAGAUUGUGCAGAGGAAAUACUCGUGGUUGGCUGAGGUAGAGACUCCGGAUGCAGACCGGAAGCUCAAAUGGACGGCGGAGAUUAAGGACGACGGCAAGGGUGGGGAAACUGGAUCUCGGUUGAAGAAGAGUUACAAAUGGACGGCGGAGGUUAAGGGGAAGAAAAGCCGCGGUUACUCGCCAAUCGAUCGGUCGUAUACGGUUACAGUUUCCAAUGGCGACAGCAGCAGCGAUUCAGAGGAGGAAACAGAAAAAACGAAGAAGAAAAAGAACAAGGACGAGAAAGUGAAGGAGAAGGAGAAGUGCAAGCUGAAGAGAUCUGCUCCGCGUGUUGUUGAGAUCGACGAGCACAUUGAUCAUGGCGCCAUUGUCUUGAAACAGGUUUUCGCGAAGAGGAUGGAGAAGAGAAGAGGCAAGAGGAAGGAUCUGUCGGCGGAAGAUGCAGCAAUGGCGAUUCAGCUAGGUUUCCGAGCUUACAUGAUCCGAAGGUCUCAGGCGCUGCGUGCGCUUCGGGAACUGGCGAUUGCAAAGUCGAAGCUGAAGAAGAUCAGAGCUUCGUUCAGCAACUUCUCCUACCGUCGCCGGCUGUCGCACAACGCGGAAGAGCGUCAGAGAUUCUCCGAGAAGAUUAUCGUCCUCCUUCUCACCGUCGACGCCAUUGAGGGCGCUGAUCUCAUGGUCCGAGCUGCGAAAAAGCUGAUGGUGGAUGAGCUUGAAGCAAUGCUGGAUGUCGUCGAUCCUCAUCCGCCGGGGAAGUCCUGGUCGGUGAAGAGGAGGAGAACCUUCGACAUGCCUGAUAGAGUGGUGGAGGAGGAGUUACUCGCCGCCAGCGUUGCAGAGGUGGUUCGAAUGCUUGACGACGAGCCGACUUCGGCAGGUGACGAAACCUUUGAAGCAUGCUUAUGAAUGUGAUCUACUCUCGAAUGAAUUCAUCUCUGUAUGACUCCUACGAAGAUGACCUUCUUUUGUGUUAAGAAUCCAUCUUUUCUGAGCCUUGGAUAACUGUUUUCAACAAUUUCUUUCGAAAUUAUAGCAGCAAAAAAAAUGCUCCA